AUGAGUGAUAUCAGUGUUGAAGCAGUGGAGAAUUGGCGAGUACUACCGAAAGAAUGCCUUGGGGAAGUGCUUGAGAGAAUCACAAAUGAGCUGACAACGAAGUUCACGUUCGAGAAUAUCAGUGUAAAGACUCGAAAAGCCAUAAGCAAGCUAUUUGUUGAAUUAUUUGAAUCACAAGAAAGCGAUGAAGCAAUGCCUUCUGCAGCAACAGCAAUGAAUUUGUGUCGAUUACAAAUUUGUUUCAUGCGAAUUCUAUGUCGUGAUCAAAAUAAUUUGGACGGUAUCCUAAUUGAUGAUCGAAUCUCAAGAUUUAUCGUUAAAUUUGCAUUGUUAACUGAACAAGAAACACCACUAUCAACCUUCGAAUGUAAUGAGCGUAUCGAUACACUGAAUGGUGAUGGAAGAUCAUCAAAAGAGUUGAUUAAAACGAAGUUGAAAUAUUUAAAUGAAUUGACAGAGACGGAUAUUAAUCGUUUGGCUUUAUACGACUUGCGUAUCGCGUUUAUUUUGACGGCACAUUCUUUAAAAUUGCAGACCGACUGGUUAAGCGCAGGUAAUGAUGUGUUAUUCGAGCGAAUUAUCGCAACUGCUCUCGAGCAACAUCAAGAUGAACUGAAGUCAGGAAGGCAAACAAAAACAGCAAGUCUUAUAAGUGCGCACUCGUCGUCGACCUCAUCAGCAGCAGUAAGACAGCCGCCGACGCCAUACGCGGAUCGAUGCAUGGAAGCGUUGAAAGUUCUCUUCAAUCUCUUCUGUCACACCAAUGAAAAUAACAUCGAAAAUAGCAACAAACACAGUAUGGAGCAAUGCGCAAGGACGUGCGCCAACGUGGUACUCUUGGACGACGUUGAACCGAGCAUCGAGCAGGCGGCGGUCAAUGUACUUGCCACUAUACCAUCCGUGUUGGGAGUUCUUCUUAGCGACGAAGUAGAUUUUCUGAACUUCUUUCCGAAGAAUUUGCAAAUCAAAUUCACAAAAACAGCAACGAAAGCAGCAAAACCACAUUUGGAUUUGCAAUAUGAUGGAGUUGAUAUGCGUUUCGUUGACGUACUUUUGAAUUCACUCAAUCGUCGUAUUGAGCCGGAAAUUCAUGAUGAAUAUGAACUGCUGGGAACGUAUUUCACUGUUUUAAUUCAUUUGUGCACACACUCAAAAGAAGCACGGCGAUUUGCACGACUAAAGGUGAUGCCACCGUUACAUGCACAUGAUGUUGAGCGACGACCGGAUGAGGGAAAUGAGUUUCGAAAUAAGGUUGUUCGAAUAAUGAUGAGCAGUUGUAAUUGUAGACAGUUGGCCGCUGAAUUCCUCUUCAUUCUUUGUAAACGAAGUGUGAAUCGUUUGUUGAAAUAUUGCGGCUUUGGGAAUGCGGCUGGUCUUUUAGCCAAUUAUGGUUUCCUGGGUGCCAUAAACCAACCACGUGCUUCAGAUAGUGAGGAUUCGGAGACAGAAGAUUACAAAGAAGUGGAAAAUUUGUUAGUUGGAAUGUCAGAAGAGCAAAAAGAAUAUGAGGCGAUGCAGUUAGUGAAUGCGAUGAGUAAAUUAAUGGACCAAGGUGUGAUAUCGCCAGGUACGAUUGGAGAUGAUGGGCGCAUACGUGCUGUGAAACAUAUCCUUGAAUUAACUGAAACUAAUGAUAAGAACAGGAAUAAAGAAGAAGGUGAUGAUGAUGACGAUAGUGAAAGCUAA
Messenger RNA from Anisakis simplex (herring worm), 1686 nucleotides. The record is from the annotation of a GenBank genome assembly. NCBI's taxonomy places the organism in Eukaryota, Metazoa, Nematoda, Chromadorea, Rhabditida, Anisakidae.